CUCCCCAGUAACGCCGGGGAACGCCCAGGAGGGAGCGGCGGGGGGCGGCCCGGUCCUGCCUGCAGGGUCCGCCCCUUCCGCUGCGGAGUCCUCAGUGCUCGCGCCCCGGACGGUAACGGUGGUUUUCCUCUUGUCUCUCCCCGCUCUGAGCCUUGCUGAACACCAUGGCUACUCUCAAGGAGAAACUGAUGACCCCCAUUGCUGCGGGAACCACAGUCCCGAACAACAAGAUAACUGUUGUGGGGGUUGGACAGGUUGGGAUGGCCUGUGCUAUCAGCAUCCUUGGAAAGGGUCUUUGUGAUGAGCUUGCUCUGGUUGAUGUUUUGGAAGACAAACUAAAAGGAGAAAUGAUGGAUCUACAGCAUGGGAGCUUGUUCCUUCACACUCACAAGAUUAUGGCAGACAAAGACUAUGCUGUCACAGCCAACUCCAAGAUUGUGGUAGUAACUGCAGGAGUUCGUCAGCAAGAGGGGGAGAGUCGUCUCAACCUGGUUCAGAGGAAUGUGAAUGUCUUCAAAUUCAUCAUUCCUCAGAUUGUCAAAUACAGCCCCAACUGCAUCAUCCUGGUGGUUUCCAAUCCAGUGGAUAUAUUAACCUAUGUCACAUGGAAGCUGAGUGGCCUGCCAAAACACCGUGUGAUUGGAAGUGGCUGCAACCUAGACACGGCUAGAUUUCGCUAUCUGAUGGCUGAGAGACUUGGUAUCCACCCAACCAGCUGCCAUGGCUGGAUCUUAGGAGAACAUGGUGAUUCUAGUGUGGCUGUUUGGAGCGGAGUUAAUGUGGCAGGCGUUUCUCUCCAGGAGCUGAAUCCUGCCAUGGGUACUGACAAAGAUGGUGAGAACUGGAAGGAAGUCCACAAGCAAGUGGUUGAAAGUGCCUAUGAGGUAAUCAGACUUAAGGGAUACACAAACUGGGCCAUAGGCCUUAGUGUUGCUGACCUCUGUGAGACCAUGCUGAAGAACUUGUGCCGGGUCCAUUCAGUCUCAACACUGGUAAAGGGCAUGUAUGGUGUUGAGAAUGAUGUCUUCUUGAGCCUUCCUGCUGUCCUAAGUGCCUCUGGAUUGACAAGUGUCAUCAACCAAAAGCUGAAGGAUGAUGAGGUGGCUCAGCUGAAGAAGAGUGCGGAUACAUUGUGGAACAUCCAGAAGGAUCUCAAAGAUCUGUAACUCAUGAAUGUUAAAUUCCAACAAUAGAAGAACAGCAUGUUGUGUGCAAUUGUGGGCUCUACUCACUACACAUCUCUAUGGUUAACAUUUAAUGCUCUUCCAGACUGAGCUUUGUCCACAGUAGCUAAACUUAUGCUUGCUGUAAUGCACAGACCUUAUGAACAAAUAAAGCAACCUUCAGGCA
Molecule: messenger RNA, 1350 nt
Organism: Grus americana (Whooping crane)
Lineage: Eukaryota; Metazoa; Chordata; Aves; Gruiformes; Gruidae
Gene: LDHB
Product: lactate dehydrogenase B
Exons: 8
Coding region: 165-1166 (333 amino acids)
Biological process (GO): carboxylic acid metabolic process
Cellular component (GO): cytoplasm
Molecular function (GO): L-lactate dehydrogenase (NAD+) activity
Source: RefSeq, a predicted model, not a curated record